UGCCAUUGCUACCUCUAGCAGUGUAAUCAUCAGCGCCGCUUCGCAAAAAAAAAAAAAACACUCUCCACAUUACAUGUUUACUUUCUAUAACCUUCGUUUUCUCUCUAUUGCAGUCAUCAUGGCAUCUUCCGCCCGUCUAAGACGGACCUUUCAAUACCCCAACGACUCCGACUCAGACUCUCCAGAAGCUAUGGACGAGCAAGAACAAGACAACCUCAUCCAAACGCUCGCUUCCCAAAACGCCUCCCAAAACGAAACCCUCGCCCGCACCCUCCUCGCCCUCCCUCUCCUCUCCAUUGUCGCUUACAUCCGCCCGCUCCUCAACCCAGCCACAACUUCCUUCGCUAUCUUCUGCAUUACGUCCCUCCUCGCGACGGCGUUUCUGCUCUACCGCCUGCCCCCCGCGCAGACGGGCAUUCCAAUAAUCGACUCUUGGGCCAGCGGUGGGACUGGCCGUGCUGGAGCAGGAGGAGGGCCCAGCGGAUCGUCUGCUGCGAGCCUUAUUGGCGGACUACGGUCACGUAAUUCCCUCGGUGGCCUCCUCGGUCGUGGAGUUGUUGAUACACGGUCGCCUUUGGAAAAGACGCUGCCCUACUUGAAUCUGGGUCUGGUCGCUUUAUUGAUACUCAUGGGAUUAGUGAGAGGAGACGAAAGAGGUGGCGGUUUUGGUUGGGUAAGCAUGGGCAAUAUUCCUGGGCUCGUCUACUCUGUCGUCAUAACAGCCAAGAUUGUCAUGGCUGGCGUGGACCCUGAGAGAGAUCUGGGGAGCCUUAGGUACGGGUACAAGGGUGCUUGAUAAGAACUACUAGGUAGUCUGUUUAUAUAAGUGAAUUUUCAAAAUAAUAGAUAAUGCACCGAGGCCACAUGUAGCACCUAGGGAAGG
Molecule: messenger RNA, 883 nt
Organism: Trichoderma asperellum CBS 433.97
Lineage: Eukaryota; Fungi; Ascomycota; Sordariomycetes; Hypocreales; Hypocreaceae
Source: RefSeq, a predicted model, not a curated record